CAAUUGCAAUGAUUGACAUAUUUUAUUGUUUUACUUUUUAAAAAAAACGUCAAAGCUACCAAAGUUAUUGAACUGCGCUGUCAUUAAUCAAUUAUAAAUUACUAUUUGUAUGUAUAUAAAUAUAAAUAUAUAAAUAAAUUUAUUAAUUAUCAUAUAUAUUUAUUAAAGAUUUUUUUUUUAACGGCGCACUGAAUUUUUACUCGACACCGAUUUCCUCAAGUUAUUUAAAAUUUUUUAAUUACUUAUGUAAUUUGAAUUACUGAUAUAUUUUUAUCGUAAUUUUUAUCAGAUCGUUAACUAUUAGUACUUACUGUGAAUUUAUUUAAGAUAAUUAAUUGAAUAAUAAUAUUUGAAAAUUCAAAUUAUUAUUUGGUACUACGAUGCCUGAUACUAAAAAAGGCCCCUGUUACAUUGGGUCUAUUGAUGAAGGAACCAGCAGUGCUAGAUUUUUAGUAUUUGAUGUAACAAAACGGAAAGUAAUAACAUCGCAUCAAAUAGAAAUAAAACAGAAAUAUCCUCAGGAAGGAUGGGUCGAACAGGACCCAAAAGAAAUCCUUUCAGCCGUUUUAAACUGUAUUUCAAAAGUGGUAGAGAACUUGGAAGAUCUUGGUAUUGAAGCUUCAGCUAUAAAAGCCAUUGGUAUUACAAAUCAACGAGAAACAACUGUCGUCUGGGAUAAAAAAACUGGAGAACCUCUUCACAAUGCAAUUGUUUGGUUGGACAUGAGAACAACAACGACAAUGGAAGAUGUCCUAGAGACAAUACCAAAUAAAACCAGAAAUAAAAAUUAUUUAAAACCACUGUGUGGACUUCCCAUGUCGCCAUAUUUCAGUGCUCUGAAAAUUCGUUGGCUUAUUGACAACGUUCCUAAAGUAAAACAAGCUGUCGAAGCCGGUACCUGUGCAUUUGGUACAAUUGACACCUGGCUUAUUUAUAAUCUUACGAAAGGUGAAUUGCACAUAACUGAUGUUUCAAAUGCAUCACGAACGAUGUUGAUGAACAUCGAAACCCUCAAAUGGGAUCCGCUGCUUUUGCGUUUUUUCAAUAUUCCUCAAUCGAUGCUACCGGAAAUAAAAUCGAGCUCUGAAGUUUAUGGCCACGUGUCAAACCCUAGUUCUCUUGCUGGUAUUCCAAUCUCCGGAUGUGUAGGUGAUCAACAAGGAGCUUUACUAGGACAGUUGUGUUUAAAACCUGGUCAAGCAAAAGCUACAUACGGAACUGGAUGUUUUCUACUUUACAAUACAGGCAAUGUCAAAGUCGAUUCGCACCAAGGACUUAUCACUACUGUCGCUUACAAAUUCGGUAAAUCACCAGCUACUUACGCUCUUGAAGGUUCUGUUGCUGUAGCAGGAGCAGCGUUAUCAUGGCUGCGAGAUAACAUGCAACUACUGGACUCUAUAACACAAACUCAGGAUCUUGCUGAGCGUGUUCGUACUUCAGGAGAUGUUUACUUUGUUCCAGCUUUCUCUGGACUCUAUGCUCCAUAUUGGCAACAGGAUGCACGUGGAGUUAUUUGUGGUAUUACGGAAGACACGCAGCAGUAUCAUAUUAUUCGAGCAGCACUAGAAGCUGUUUGUUUCCAAACUCGAGAUAUUCUUGAAGCCAUGGUAAAAGAUUCAGGAACGAAACUCUCAACGUUGCUUGUUGAUGGGGGCAUGACUGUUAAUAAUUUACUUAUGCAAUUGCAGGCGGAUAUUACUGGCAUAAAUGUUGUGAGACCACAUAUGGUAGAAUCAACUGCACUUGGUGCUGCUAUUCUGGCCGGUGUCGGCGCAGGUCUAUUUGAAGUCAGUGAUGUUGAUGCAUCACAAAUGACUAAAUUUUCACCGGAAGUUGGUGAAGAUGAAAGAGAUUUUCGAUACUCAAAGUGGAAAAUGGCUGUGGAAAGAUCAAUGAAAUGGGAUUUAUCAUCAAGCCUCGAUGCUUAAAGAGAUUCUCUUUUUUUUUUUUUU
Microplitis mediator is the source of this 1952-nucleotide messenger RNA. RefSeq names its product glycerol kinase (gene Gk1). Gene Ontology annotation, molecular function: glycerol kinase activity. The record is from RefSeq and is a predicted model, not a curated record. The transcript is spliced from 9 exons. Lineage: Eukaryota; Metazoa; Arthropoda; Insecta; Hymenoptera; Braconidae. The coding region runs from base 381 to 1928 and encodes 515 amino acids. Gene Ontology annotation, biological process: glycerol metabolic process; glycerol-3-phosphate biosynthetic process; triglyceride metabolic process. Gene Ontology annotation, cellular component: mitochondrion.